This is a messenger RNA of Pipistrellus nathusii (Nathusius's pipistrelle), 1641 nucleotides long. NCBI's taxonomy places the organism in Eukaryota, Metazoa, Chordata, Mammalia, Chiroptera, Vespertilionidae. The record is from the annotation of a GenBank genome assembly.
AUGGAUUGGGGCACCGAACUGUGGGAUCAGUUUGAGGUGAUAGAGCGGCACACGCAGUGGGGGCUGGACCUGUUGGACAGAUACGUGAAGUUCGUGAAAGAGCGGACGGAGGUGGAGCAGGCUUACGCGAAGCAGCUGCGGAACCUGGUGAAAAAAUAUCUCCCCAAGAGGCCUGCGAAAGAUGACCCUGAAUCCAAGUUCAGCCAGCAGCAGUCCUUCGUGCAGAUUCUCCAGGAAGUAAAUGACUUUGCGGGCCAGCGGGAGCUCGUGGCUGAGAACCUCAGCGUCCACGUGUGUCUCGAGUUGGCCAAAUACUCGCAGGAGAUGAAGCAGGAGAGGAAGAUGCACUUCCAAGAAGGACGUCGGGCCCAGCAGCAGCUGGAAAGUGGCUUCAAACAGCUGGAGAAUAGCAAGCGUAAAUUUGAGCGGGACUGCCGGGAGGCUGAGAAGGCAGCCCAGACCGCAGAGCGGCUAGACCAGGAUAUCAAUGCCACCAAGGCGGAUGUGGAGAAGGCCAAGCAGCAAGCCCAUCUCCGGAGUCACAUGGCAGAAGAAAGCAAAAAUGAGUACGCAGCCCAACUACAGCGUUUCAACCGAGAGCAGGCCCACUUCUAUUUUUCCCAGAUGCCUCAGAUAUUUGAUAAGCUACAGGACAUGGAUGAGCGCCGGGCCACCCACUUGGGGGCGGGGUACGGGCUGCUGUCGGAGGCUGAGCUGCAGGUGCUUCCGAUCAUCACCAAGUGUCUGGAGGGCAUGAAGGUGGCUGCGGCUGCCGUGGACAGCAAGAACGACGCCCAGGUCCUAAUUGAGCUGAACAAGUCUGGCUUUGCCCGCCCGGGCGACGUGGAAUUCGAAGACUUCAGCCAGCCCAUGAACAGAGCGCACUCGGACAGCAGCCUGGGCACCCCCUCCGAGGGCCGGCCUGAGCUGCGAGGCCCGGGCCGCAGCCGCGCCAAACGCUGGCCCUUUGGCAGGAAGAACAAGACAGUGGCGACUGAGGAUUUUAGCCACUUGCCCCCAGAGCAGCAGAGAAAGCGGCUUCAGCAGCAGCUGGAGGAGCGUAAUCGUGAGCUACAGAAAGAGAUUGACCAGAGGGAAGCCCUGAAGAAAAUGAAGGAUGUGUAUGAGAAGACACCCCAGAUGGGGGACCCCAUUAGCCUGGAGCCCCAGAUUGCAGAAACCCUGAACAACAUUGAGCGGCUGAAAUUGGAAGUGCAGAAGUAUGAGGCUUGGCUGGCGGAAGCUGAGAGCCGGGUCCUGAGCAACCGGGGAGACAGCCUGAGCCGGCAUACCCGGCCUCCGGACCCCCCCGCCAGUGCCCCACCCGACAGCAGCAGCAGCAGUAACAGUGGGUCACAGGAGAACAGGGAGAGCUGUGAGGAGCCCCCUUUGGAGGAAGGCCAGGACACCCCCAUCUACACAGAGUUCGACGAGGAUUUCGAGGAGUCUGCAUCCCCUAUAGGUCACUGUGUGGCCAUCUACCACUUUGAAGGGUCCAGCGAGGGCACCAUAUCCAUGGCUGAGGGUGAAGACCUGAGUCUCAUGGAAGAGGACAAAGGCGAUGGCUGGACUCGGGUCAGGCGGAAACAGGGGGGGGAAGGCUACGUGCCCACCUCCUACCUCCGGGUCACGCUCAACUGA